CAAGAUGACUGAAGGAGUGAAACAAGCACUGUGGCUAACGAAGACAAAGUUAAUGAAAGGCUUACCACCAAAAGUGCUCAGCAUCAUGGACGACCCGGCCAACCAGCUAGAGAACCAGGACGAGAGGGUACGAAAUGCCAUCUUUCAUGCGUGUUUCUGGGCUACCACAGAAGUUGUUCCUAGGAGAAAAACUUACUGCCCCAUACUCCUGGAAGACUUGUUGCAUUUAUGUAGGACAAUGACUAGCAAGUUUCCAUCGCUGUCUAAAAGGAUGCUGGGUAGAAAUUAUAGACUGACUGCUACGUGGGAGAGAGAAUCUGUUCUUCUUCAGGUUCGCGGCUUGAAUGGAAUACUUUUGAAUGCCAUAAAUCCAAUACAGCCAGUAGCCUCCAAAGAUGAAAUAUUAGCCACUGAAAACUACACUCUUGAGUCCUUCUAUCCCAUCUCACCUACAAUUGAUCUGCAGGAUGUUAAUAUAUAUGAAGAAAAAAAUGAUACAGGUUUUAGGGAGGAUUAUCCAUAUCCUUAUCCUCACACUUUGUACUUUAUGGAAUCAAACAAUCUUCGUCCUCAUCGCUUUAGACCAGAACCGCUCCAGGCUAAAAUGAUGAUGUUUGCUUUUGGCAAUGCAUUAGCAAAGGCCAGGAUUCUGUAUGGGGAUGAGCCUAGGGUUUUAGAGCAACCAAUAGUAGUGCAAACCAUUGGCACAGAUGGUCGUGUUUUCCAAUUCGUGGUAUUCCAGUUAAAUACAACAGAGUUUGCCUCUAAUGAUGGUGUUAAAAACCUAGUCUGGAUUGACUCUGAUCAGUUGAUGUAUGAAUAUGCCCAGCGUAUUCCGUCUAUCAAGAAGAAAGUUGUUACGGUGCCUGCUGGAAUACAUGGCUAUGACCCAGACACAUUCAAGAAGUUUCUGGCACUCUAUUUACAUGGAGCAGUAUAAAAUCCUAGUUGAGCAAAAAUCCUUCAAGUUUACCUGCCAUUUACUCUUUCAUCAGACGAUCAUGUAGUGAAGCAAGUGACAUAAUAUACCUUGAAUAAUUUAAGGAUUUAAACAAUGUUUGUU
Molecule: messenger RNA, 1063 nt
Organism: Gavialis gangeticus (Gharial)
Lineage: Eukaryota; Metazoa; Chordata; Crocodylia; Gavialidae
Gene: MRPL37
Product: mitochondrial ribosomal protein L37
Exons: 7
Coding region: 5-940 (311 amino acids)
Biological process (GO): translation
Cellular component (GO): mitochondrion; ribosome
Molecular function (GO): structural constituent of ribosome
Source: RefSeq, a predicted model, not a curated record